UAUGUUAUUUUGCAUCAAACCAUGAAUGAAGUAAGUGGAGGAAAACAAGAUGUACCCAAUGCCUCAAAUUGGGAAGCCUUAUCAGGACAGUCGGUGUCUUCGUUGCCAGCCAUGCAUCAUCACCAUCAAACGCUACAGCAGGAUACAAAUUCAACAGUAGCACAAGUUAUAGUUCCUACAUCUGUUAAGCUUCAAACCCCCAUAUUAACAUCUACGCAAACUGUAACCGAUCAUCAUUGUCCGCAACUUAGUCAUAUACAACAACCACCUCUUAUAACUCAGGGGACAUCACCAGGAAACAUUCCGGAGCUUGAAUUAUCUCUGGAACUUCAACAACAGGGUUGGAAGAAGUUUUGGAGUAAACGGGAAAAUCGGCCAUAUUUUUGGAACAAAUUGACAGGAGAAUCUUUAUGGGUAGUUCCUUCUUUGAAACCUCAGUUUGAUCCAAUCACGGAUCCACUUGGCAUUUGUGGUGUACCACCUCCUGGAAAUGGAACGAUUCCAGUUAUCCCAGGUUCUACUUUAAAACGAAGAGCAUCGGAAGAUGGAGCUGUUCCACCAGCAAAGAAAUUUGUAUUGGCAGGCCCGUGGGAUUUGGAAAUACCUACGAAUGUUAUAAUAUAUGAGCGAGCACCAUCAAAUUUGAUGCACGUUCAUCCUGAAGCAGAAGCUCUGCGCUGUGCUUUGCUAGCCAAGCUACGACAGUGUUACCAAGAGUUAUGUCAUACUCGUGAAUCUAUAGACGCGCCGAAAGAUUCCUUCAACAGAUGGCUGAUGGAACGAAAGGUCAUUGAUUGCGGCUCAGAUCCGUUACUACCAAGUCAAUGCUUCCCUGAGAUUUCAAUGUCCAUGUAUCGCGAGAUUAUGAACGAUAUUCCUAUUAAAUUGGUAAGGCCGAAAUUUACGGGAGAUGCAAGAAAACAAUUGUCACGUUACGCUGAAGCGGCGAAAAAGAUGGUAGAAUCAAGGGCAGCAUCGCCUGAAAGUCGGAAAGUAGUCAAGUGGAAUGCGGAGGACACUUUCCAGUGGUUGAGAAGAACAGUGGGCGCCACGUUUGAUGAUUUUCAGGACAGGCUCGCUCAUCUGAAGCGACAAUGUCAACCACACCUCACGGCAACCGUUAAAGCCAGCGUUGAGGGCAUAUGUUUGAAAAUUUAUCAUCUGUCGACGGAAUAUGCGAAAAAGGUGAAAGAUAAAAAUAACCAAAUCCUUAAAGAUAAUGGUUUGGGGGAUGUUAUACCGUUAGGAGGUCCUAUUAGUACACAAAGAAAAGUUUGGUGUUAUCCAGUGCAAUUUUCCCUUCCCACACCGAGACUUCCACAAGUGGAUUAUCUUCCUGAACGCGAGCAAAUAAUGCUACGCUUUCACGGUGACACCAUGUAUAUUAAUAACACGCAUUUUGCUAAACUGGAACAUUUAUAUAGGUAUAACGGUUUUGAUGAUAAAAAGUUUGAAAUGUUUCUGUCACGCGUUUGGUGUAUGUUGAAACGCUAUCAGACAUAUUUUGGAAUCAACGAGGGCCAAGCAACUCAGAUGGCUCUUCCGGUGACGGUUUUUGAAUGCCUUCAGAGAUCGUUCGGUGUUACGUUUGAAUGUUUUGCCUCGCCUCUAAACUGUUAUUUUCGACAAUAUUGUUCAGCGUUUGCCGAUACGGACUCAUAUUUCGGAUCGAGGGGACCAUUCUUGGAUUUCAGGCCAGUCAGCGGAUCGUUUCAAGCAAAUCCACCAUACUGCGAGGAACUUAUGGAAGCUAUGGUCAACCACUUCGAGCGUCUUUUGGCUGAUUCGGCAGAGCCUUUGUCGUUCGUGGUAUUUUUACCGGAGUGGCGUGAUCCGGCUCCUAAUGCGCUUAUAAAACUCGAGGGUAGUCACUUUAAACGUAAACAAGUAGUAGUACCCGCUAUGGAACACGAAUAUCGACAUGGAUUCCAACAUAUUCUUCCAAAAGGUGAUGUAAACAUUCGAGCGGUACACGGCACGCUAGUUGUAUGGUUACAAAAUCCAGCUGGUGCUGCACGUUGGGGACCUACCGAAGAGCGAGUCGAAGCGUUAUUGGAAGCAUGGCGACCCGGUCGAGAACGAGAAAGAGAUAGGCAAGAGCUCCUUUCUCCGCCACGACAAACGCAUCAAUCGAUACCGUCAACGCCUGUACCGACAACACUAAUUACGCCGACGGUGCCAUCUGUACAACCGCUACCAAGUCAUCCUAUCUAAUUAAGCGAUACAAUUUAGUUAGUGAUAUAAUCUUUGUGAAAUAGA
Messenger RNA from Atta colombica, 2259 nucleotides. It is a transcript of the gene Pcif1, whose product is annotated as phosphorylated CTD-interacting factor 1. Lineage: Eukaryota; Metazoa; Arthropoda; Insecta; Hymenoptera; Formicidae. The record is from RefSeq and is a predicted model, not a curated record. The transcript is spliced from 6 exons. The coding region runs from base 22 to 2214 and encodes 730 amino acids. Gene Ontology annotation, cellular component: nucleus. Gene Ontology annotation, molecular function: mRNA (2'-O-methyladenosine-N6-)-methyltransferase activity; RNA polymerase II C-terminal domain binding.